AUGCAGUAUGGUCUCACUGUGGCUGGAGAAAUUGGAGGAGGCAGUGGAAUCAAUCAACUCAGUGACCCAACAGGCUUGUAUGUCGAUGAUGAUCAAACAAUCUAUGUCGCUGAUCAUUCUAAUCACCGUAUUGUGGAAUGGAAACGGGGUGCAACUAGUGGCCAAGUAAUUGCUGGUGCGACGGAACAAGGAAAUGACGCUUAUCAGUUGAAUACUCCCUACGAUGUGAUUCUCGACAAAGAGACAGGUAGUGUGAUCAUCUGUGAUAACGGGAAUUAUAGAGUUGUUCGAUGGCCUCGUCGAAAUGGUACUAGCGGGGAAACAAUCAUCUCGAACACCCGUUCUCGGGGUUUGACAAUGGAUCGGAAUGGAUCGCUCUAUGUCGUUGACGGUGCAAAAAACGAAGUGAGACGAUAUAGAAUGGGUGACACUGAAGGAACGGUGGUGGCAGGAGGUAAUGGAGCAGGAAGUCGUCUAGAUCAACUCAAUAAUGCCAGUCAUGUAUUUGUCGAUCGAGAUCACUCAGUAUAUGUGUCUGAUUCGGGAAAUAAUCGUGUGAUGAAAUGGGAAGAAGGUGCAAAAGGAGGCAUAGUUGUAGCAGGUGGCCUAGGAGAAGCAGAUAGCCUUUCACGACUGAUAGGUCCUCGAGGAAUAGUUGUCGAUCAAUUGGGCACUGUUUAUGUGGCUGAUUAUGGGAAUCAUCGAAUAAUGCGUUGGCCAAAACAAGAAACACACGGAAGUGUAAUUGCUGGUGGAAAUGGUCAAGGAGCACAGUCAAAUCAGUUAUACUAUCCCUAUGGUUUAUCAUUCGAUCGACACGGAAAUCUAUAUGUCGCCGAUACAUACAAUCAUCGAGUACAAAAAUUUUAUAUUGAAUAG
Messenger RNA from Didymodactylos carnosus, 879 nucleotides. NCBI's taxonomy places the organism in Eukaryota, Metazoa, Rotifera, Eurotatoria, Philodinida, Philodinidae. The record is from the annotation of a GenBank genome assembly.